Molecule: messenger RNA, 413 nt
Organism: Phanerochaete carnosa HHB-10118-sp
Lineage: Eukaryota; Fungi; Basidiomycota; Agaricomycetes; Polyporales; Phanerochaetaceae
Exons: 1
Coding region: 72-410 (112 amino acids)
Source: RefSeq, a predicted model, not a curated record
AGGAAGAUACUAUAUAUCUGCUAUGGGAAUAGCAAAGCGUCAGCCCAUCGAUCUCCUUUCUGUCUCAUCGCAUGUCGACCUCUUGCCCAGCUGUCGACUACGCGGAGCAACUCGUUGGCCGAGGACAUGGACUACCUCUUUGGUACCCGGAGCCCACGGAGGGGUCGUUUGGCGAGGUCGAGAUCGGGGACGUCGGAUACGUGAGUGAGGGAGCGUUCAUCCGGCUCUUCAACGCUCUUCAUCCUGCGGACCAUCCCAUCAAUGUGCACGGUGUGCCCGAAGGAUUCGUCAUGCUAGAACCUAACCCAUCCCUUCUACGAUCCGACAAACAGCACAUAUCUCCCGGCCCGAUCUGUACAGCAACGACCUCCCACCGAGAAGUGACCGCAGAGGUGGAGGGAUCCAAGUGAGUA